Hypoxylon fragiforme is the source of this 1671-nucleotide messenger RNA. RefSeq lists its product as uncharacterized. Gene Ontology annotation, cellular component: RNA polymerase I complex. The record is from RefSeq and is a predicted model, not a curated record. Gene Ontology annotation, biological process: DNA-templated transcription initiation. The transcript has a single exon. The coding region runs from base 126 to 1514 and encodes 462 amino acids. NCBI's taxonomy places the organism in Eukaryota, Fungi, Ascomycota, Sordariomycetes, Xylariales, Hypoxylaceae.
GAAAAGUAAGAACAUUGAAGCUUCAAUUGUAUUUUCGCAUCACAACGUACCAAAGUAAAUGCCGACGCAACUUUCUUCCCGUUGCACAAAUUUUCAAAUCCAUUCGAACAAAUCCAGGUUUUAUAAUGGCGGAUACCGCGGCCUCGUCAUUAACGCCCAUACCCGACAAGAAAAGCAGGUCUCGUGGAAAACACAAGCGACCUCGCGAAACCAACGAUACAGAAGGCAGCGAGCGGAAACACAAGAAAUCGAAAAGCAGCGGUAAUGAUUCCAACUCAGAACCAGAAGUCCCGACGAACAUAGAUGAAGUCUCUAUCCAUCAGUCUCGCACGGAAAAAAAGAAACGGAAACAAGAAGCCCAUGGUAUAGGAAAGGCAAAGAAGAGCCAGGAAUCUCUGGAGGAUAACACAAUGGAUUCGAGCUUAACAAAGAAAGAGAAAAAACGAAAGGAGCACAAGAAAAAUCACAAGAGUCUCGAGGUUGAGACAAUAUCGUCGCAAGAUGAGAUUAUACCCGACAGCCAACAAGCUCCAGAAACCGUGCCUAUGGAUAUUGACUCGAUUCCGGUUGAAGCUCACAAUGCAGACGAGUUUGGACAAAAGCCCGAUAUCAAAGAAUAUCCCUUCUUUACGCAGACUGUGUCUCAAUACCUACCAUUAUUCCCGUCUGGCCUAGUCAAGCCGAUAGAAGGUUUCGCGGAUCAGCAUCUCCUGCCCUUGAUUAACCGCUAUGUGCCCAGCUUCCGUGGCGUCCUGCUGGCGUUUCGAAACCCUCGCGUUGGCGAGGCGCCGGGAAAAGGAUCGCUGACCGAAAAGAGCGCCACGGAGGAUGUCGUGUUAAUGGAGUCCAUCAACGAAUAUGCGGUUAGCUUUGGGUGGUUGACCGCCGAAGUAGACUUGUUCCGUCCAGCUCGGGGCGCAUGGAUGGAAGGAAUGGUGAAUCUCCAGGGCGAGGGCCAUAUUGGUGUUGUCUGCUGGGAUAUGUUCAAUGCCUCGAUUGAAGCAGCAAGACUGCCUCACGGCUGGCGCUGGAUUGACCUACUUUCUAAUGGCAAGCAUAAAGACAAGGGGAAGGGGAAUGAAAAAGAGAAAACAGCUGAGGAAGCCAAACUCCCUACACCCGAACCCUUGGACAACCCAGACGAUGACACAGCGCAACUACACACAACGGGCUACUGGGUGGACGAAAAUGGGACGAGAAUACGCGGAGGCACUAAGCUUUAUUUCCGAAUCAAGCAUUACGAGGUUGGUGCAAGCGGCGACUACGGAUACCUGAGCAUUGAAGGCACGAUGUUGAACGAGGAAGAAGAAAAGGCCAAGCACAAUGAUGAAAUUGAGGCGAUGAGAAGACGUAACUUGAAGCAUGGAGGUGUUUUGCGUAAAGGACAGAAGCGCUUGCCCGAGUUCAGCAUGACCAAAUUCGGAGUGGAUGAGACUGAGGAUAGCGAAGCACAGCGUGCUCCUAUAUUUAUUGCGAGCCGUCCUGCGAGUCGUCCCGGGAGUGAUAUCGACUAGCUGGAUGUCACAGCCAUUUCGUAUCCAUUAUGUACCUAAUAUACAUGUAUGUAUCUAUUAGGUUAGGCAAUGCUGUCCAUACCUACUAGAUGCAUAAUACAUGCAGUACCUAGUAGUACAUACCUGUGGCCUUAAUCCUCGGGCCAUAUGUACCUAG